AACACAACCUCAUCUGCAGCCGAACCGUCAUCGGCCAGCCACCGCCCUCGCUCUCCUCAGCGCACCCUAUACGGCGAGGAUAGCCCUUUCUGACUAUGAUGGCUCAAUCACUCGACCGGCGGACACUGGAGAGCAUGAAGCGCGCUGAUCUGCAGAGGCUCUGUAAGGAUCAUGGUAUCAAGGCAAAUCUCAAGACCGAGGCACUUGUCGAUCUACUAGCGCAUACCUUGCAACCCCGUCCACCACGCGCCGCCCAUCCUCCGCCUGUGCAAACUAGAAGAGCCUCGUCCCUUAGAACGUCCAGCAGAACUUCCAGUGGCUCUCAUCUGAGAGGAGCAUCAUCAAGCUCAGUUAUAAUUCACGAUACGGACGAUGAGGAGGAGCAACCGGAGGAACCAAAGGGCGGAUCGGCCCCUCCAGAAUCUCAGCGCGCACCGCCGUCUUCCCAGUCCUCCACCGCGUCGCUUCCGAAGAAGUCUAGGCAGACACAAUACAGACUUGGAGUUGGUCGGCCAAUUCUGGCAGGAGGUAGUGGCGCGCGAGCGAUCACGAAAUCGGUUAGUCUCACGAAGACUAAACGAGGGAAGGGUAGCAUUAGCGUGAAACCCUCAGAGGAUGUGAUAGAGGAGGAAGCAGAACCAGCAGAGUCAGGACCGGUAGCUGGCCCCUCAGGUACUUCUCACGAAACAGAGCAUGGUACUAGUGUGAAUGCACAGCCAUCCGACACUCUUGCGUCUAACACGCGGGAUGAUUCUAGUUCUGUAGCCCAAGUUAUACAACCGUUGAAAGACCAAAUCGUGCAUCUUCAGUCAGAAGUGCAACGACUCACCGCCCAAAUGACCGACGUUGACAAUCUGAAGACUGAAGUCGCUGGUCUUAGCAUCGAGGUUGAAAUGCUCCGCACCAAGCUUGCUGACAUGGCGACGCUCGAGGCUGAAGUCCACAAGCUCAGGGACGUCACGUCAAACACUGGCGACCGCACAGUCGUCUCUACAACGGUGCAGUCCACAAAGAGCGCGGGCAAAGCACGUGCGACGGAGGUUCCGGGCGGUGCAGCCACCAGUCUUGAUGUUCCGGUGGAUACCGCGGCACAAGACGUGCAACCACACCCAGAGUUUACUGCGCGCGUCCUGGGGAAGCACCCACGAGAUUCGGAUGACAGCCAGCUAACGGGCCUAGAGGAUGCUGGGAAGGGAAGCGACGAACUACUUCCAAGAGCGGGUCGUCCGACCAGGAAACGUGCAAAAUUAUCACCACAUGCCACAGGGUCUUCGCACGGUAGUGGUCGUACAGCGGGUUCUCCAGACUCUGCUCCGGAACGAGGAACCGUGGUGACACCAUCCGCCCCUGCGUUUGCGAUCUUCACUGGACCCGAGGAACCGCUAGAGUCAUACCUUGACCCACCCCCUCCUACAGCACAUCUCUCAGACCUGCUCGAGUUACCUCCUGCGAACACGGCCAUUGGCCGCUUUGGCGUCAAUGGAACGACCGCGACAGCGAAUGCCCAUGAGAAUAAUGCUCAGCCACCCAACGCCUUCAACUUCAGCUUCACCGCUACCGCCUUCCAUCCGCUAACGUCGACGCCUGCCGGCCCUUACGGCGACGAUGGCAUGCCGAGCUUCAUUUACCCAGAACCACCCACAUCCCCUACCCCCACUGUCCCCCGUAGUCCUACCGGUGGCUAUGUCGAACGUGCCGGUGGUCGACGAGAGCGGAACGAUAUCUUCGAUCCCCGUGGGCGCGCACGCUCAACCGCCAGCCGCGAUGACAGUCUUCCUCCAUCCCGAGCAUCCACGAGCCAAGCUGGUCCUAGUUCGGAAGGGACGAUCAACCCAUCCACACUAAUGAGCAGCACCCCACUCCCAACCGUCAUCGAGCAAGACGUUGACGCCGAACUUAUGGAUGAUGCACGGACAGUCUCGAGCAGCGAGGUCGGGCACGUAUUCGGGCUGGGCCAGCUCCCUCUCCAGCCUGAGACCCCAGCACUGCCGAUGAGGCGGACGAUGUACGGCACUGAGCUCGAGGGUGACACCCGGUUUGGUGACUUCGGCGUCGAGGGCGUGGCGGCUGCGGGCUUCUGGGUAGGAGCCGCGCCGCGCUUCUGAGCCUUGCGGCUCACCAUCCUUGAGUUGACCUACGUACGUCUUUUUAGUACUGCGACACCCCCACUACUUGAACUUCCCCUCAAUCGAUCUGGUUCUUGCUCUGUGACCCUGUUGACGCUGUCUUGCACUCACCCGAGCGUCUCCCCGUUCUGUUCUACUCUAUAAUCUCAUCAUGGCAGAUCUCAUCGUUAUGCACCUCGACCUGUUUUCAACCACUGAAUUAUUGCUUUAUGGACCCUUCUAGUUCUACAUUGGCUUGGUGUGUUGGACCUGCUGAACGUUAACGUGAACGCUGGCAUGAUGCAUAUCCGGGUCCCUCAGCAGUAAUGCGAAGCUGUACUGUAUCCUCGUGAUCAAUAAAACUUAAACUACGAAUUGACAUGUGCUCGAUGUGACAGUG
Molecule: messenger RNA, 2505 nt
Organism: Rhodofomes roseus
Lineage: Eukaryota; Fungi; Basidiomycota; Agaricomycetes; Polyporales; Fomitopsidaceae
Exons: 6
Coding region: 96-2105 (669 amino acids)
Source: RefSeq, a predicted model, not a curated record